This is a messenger RNA of Plasmodium inui San Antonio 1, 1563 nucleotides long. RefSeq lists its product as hypothetical. The record is from RefSeq and is a predicted model, not a curated record. The coding region runs from base 1 to 1563 and encodes 520 amino acids. NCBI's taxonomy places the organism in Eukaryota, Apicomplexa, Aconoidasida, Haemosporida, Plasmodiidae. The transcript has a single exon.
AUGGGGCCGCCAAGUGGGAAGGCCACCAUCCCCCUCUUCAUGUACAGCAUAGCAACCACGGCGAUCGUUUAUCAGAAUUAUAUUUUUAUUGCCUUCUUGUUUAAGAAGUAUAGAGCGUACGAAUGGCUGUGCACAGGAGAGAGUAGCCAGAUGGGGGGAGACUUCUUUGUCUGCAAGGAGCAGGAAAACUACAUUCAGUUUUUGCUAGUGUCAGGGUUAAUCAUUCAGUUCAUUUCUGGCUCUGUUGGAAGUAUACUGAUUAAUGUUUUGUCCAAGAAGAAGUAUGUGUCGCGCGUGGCCUUCGCCUUUUUGUUCGCGGGGUGGACGUUCCUCAGUGUUGCCCUUUCCUAUUCGAAGCACUACAUGCAAGGGUACUCGCCGAUUGGCACUAAUGGCGAAAUCGUCGAUGGCUUGGGGACUCGACGAGGGGCCUUCCAAACCAUUUCGCUCCUAUUCAACCUCGCAUUUGCCUGCUUCGGCAUCGGGUCGGACAACUCCUACCUGCCUAUCAUAUACUACGUUAACGAGAAGUAUCCAGUGGAACGGGGGGAAAGGGCACGCAAAGGUGGCAAAGCGGAAGGGGAAAAUGGCCACACGGGAGGAGAGAGAGGCCCCACGGGGAGCGCAAAUCAUCGAGGCGAAAGCAAACUAAGUGCCUUAAAAAAUCUUUUGAAGAACAAAAAUUACAUCCUCAUCAGCACCAUGUCUUCCCUGGCCGUGCUAAGCCUCUUCGUGGGCAACGUGCUGCUGGCCGCGCUUAACGCAUUCGAAGGGGAAAAAAACAACAUCACCGUGGUGGUGGCUCUGUACAUCUUGGUGUGCAUCGUCCCCUCGUUCUUCAUUGCGAAUUUGCUGGAUGCGAGAGAGGAAGGAACUAGCGAAAACGUGGCGACCACCCAGCUGUGCGGGAAGAUCCACCUGGACGCCCUGAAGAACCAAGUGAAGUCGCCAUUUUAUCAAUUCAUCGUGAUCGAGUUCUUCACCAUAACGUUCAGCAUUUGCUAUUUCAUGUUUUCCCUGUUUGACAUUUACGAGCACAGCGUAUUUGGAGACACGCUAAACAUAUACUCCCUCGUGUUGCCAUCAAGCUUUAUCAUCACCUUAACAUUUGGCAUAAUAGCUGACAUUAUAAGCAUAUACAAUUUUAUAGGCCUCAAUUUAGUUCUGGGCAUUUCAGUUUUCUCUCUAACGUUUGUUUACUACAAAACGGCGAGUGUAUUUGUUGGCUACCUAUCAUUGAUCAUUUAUUUUUUUCACCAAAGUUUUUUUGCAAACCAUAUGUACAUGUACAUGUCGACUGUCUUUGGGGAAAACAAUUUUGCAGUCCUGAUUGGAAUAAUUAACGCAUUCGCAUCUGUUGCCUUUUUCCUUUCCUUUAAAUCUUUCGAAUACAUUAAGUAUCACGGAGGGCAUGUCCACUCCCAGGUGCUUACUCAAAUGAUCAUUCUUUCCUACGUGCUGUUGUUUCUUUUUCACGUUUUUUACAUAAAGAGGAAGGGUGCAAGUGGACAGUUCAUGAAGACGAAGGAAGGCGCUUCCGAAGUGGCACAAACUAAUGUGUAA